AUGGAAGCAGCAAAAGCAGCCGUUCAGAAGAUCACCGGCAACAGGGGCCACCACACCACGGUGGAGGAAACGGUCAACCCAGCAGUCACCCACGAGACUGUCAAACCUCACCGCCAUGAAGAGGCCACCCAGGCCGUUGACCGUGAGGUGCAUCAACACCACUACCACACAACAGUGCAGCCCCUUACUCACACCGAACGGCUCCCGGAGAAGCAUCACCACAACAUCUUGCCCGUCGAGCACCGAGAAUUCCACCACGACAAUGAGGCGGACACCAAGGAGAGGAUCACGACGGAGCUAGGUCGUUUCAAGGACCACUCGACAAAGGAACAGACUCACCACACUCAGGCUGCUGCACCGACCGUCACUGGAGAGCAUGUCCAUCACCACGUCCACGAAACUGUGGUGCCUGUCGUCCACAAGGAGACGAUUCAGCCCGAAGUCGUGCACACCACCGUACCUAUUCACGAAACACACCAUGCCGCAGCUCAACACCACGGUCUUUCGGCAUUGCCCAUGAAGACCCUCGAUGAAUUUAAAAAGGUUGGCGGUGUCCUCACCGGCGGAAGCCAUUCUGCACAUGAAGAAUAUGAGGGUGCACCACGACCAUAUAACGACAAACUUUCCACAACCUUUGAAAAGCUGGAGGAGAAGUUCCACGGCACUUCAUCCAGCCCUACGACCAACAAGACCCAUCGACCUACUGACUCUGGUAUCAGUGGUGUGGGCAAUGACCACGUCAACAAUAGUGCCCUUGGGGGAAACAACCACCACGUCAACAAUGGUGGCCUUGGGGGAAAUAACCACAACGUCACUAGCGAUGGCCUUGGGGGAAAUAACCACAAUGUCGCCAGUGGUUCCCUAGGGAGAGAUAAGCACAACAUGUCUGGAAAUGGCGUCGAUGUUGCCAAUCGGCACACCGAUGGAACUGGACGUCUCGGCGCCACAGAAGGAACUACGCCCACCGUGGGCGAUCGCAUGAACCCUCGCACAGAUGCUGAUCGGGAUGGGAAAGCCGGUGUCAUGGACUAG
This is a messenger RNA of Fonsecaea erecta, 1032 nucleotides long. RefSeq lists its product as hypothetical. The transcript is spliced from 2 exons. The coding region runs from base 1 to 1032 and encodes 343 amino acids. NCBI's taxonomy places the organism in Eukaryota, Fungi, Ascomycota, Eurotiomycetes, Chaetothyriales, Herpotrichiellaceae. The record is from RefSeq and is a predicted model, not a curated record.